CAGACCGAGCGGCCGCUACUGUGGCCUGAGGAAGAAGCGGAGCCUGGAGCGGGAGUCCCGGCAGCCUGCCCGCCCAUGGAGGACGUCGAGAGCCGCUUCGCCCACCUCCUGCAACCCAUCCGCGACCUCACCAAGAACUGGGAGGUGGAUGUGGCGGCGCAGCUGGGCGAAUACCUGGAGGAGCUGGACCAGAUCUGCAUUUCUUUCGAUGAAGGCAAAACCACCAUGAACUUCAUUGAAGCUGCACUGCUGAUUCAAGGGUCGGCCUGUGUCUACAGUAAGAAGGUGGAGUACCUCUACUCGCUGGUCUACCAGGCCCUGGAUUUCAUCUCAGGCAAAAAACGGAAUAAGCAGCCCACAUCUGUGCAGCCAGAUGGGCAUGAUGGGGAUGCCAGCUGCGGAGCUCCCCCAGAACCUGAGGAAGAGUUUCUGUCUCUGGAUGACCUCCCAGACCCCCGGGCAAACAUCGACCUGAAGAAUGACCAAUCUCCCAAUGCGGUACUUGUCAUCCCCUUGGUGCCCAUGGCCCUGGUGCCCCCUGAUGAAGAAGAGAAGAAAAACAACCCACUCUACAGCCGGCAAGGGGAGAUCCUGGCCAGCCGUAAGGAUUUCCGGAUGAACACAUCCACCCCUCACCCCAGUGGUGCCUUCAUGCUGGAGCCAGGAGGUCUGUCCCCAAUGGAGCACAUACUUCCAAGGACCCAGCUAGAUGCUGAGAGGCCUGAGGAAGUGCCCAUGGAUGUCUCUGUGUGCAUGUCUCCGGCCCCAGUGCUCGAUUUCUCCCAGGACGAUGAUGAAAAGCCAGAGGCAGCCUUAUCUGAAGGUGAAGAUGAUGAUGUGGGUGGGGACCUACCUAAUGAGGUCCCAGAGGUGCCUGCCGUCUCUCCAAAGCCCCCUGAACAGGGGAUCCAGCAGCAGGCCACCCCGAAACCAAAGAGGUACACUCUGCGGGGCAGAGCCACUGCUGCUAUCCCCCAUCCAUCGUGGUACCAAAAGGAAUCCCGAAAUCACUGGCAGAACCUGGACCCCUUUGACUCCCUGGAAGGCAAGCCCUUCAAGAAAGGUAGCCCUUACUCUUUGCCACAGCACUUGGAAGAGAACUCAUCAGGCAAACGGAAAAGGAAGACCUCCACUAGACUCCAGGGCUUCCAUGAAUGGUACCUGGCAGCUUAUAGUGGCGGUGAAAACUCCAAGAAACCUCAGCCCAAAGGCCCCACGUUUGCAGACAUGGAAGCCCUCUACUGGAAGCAUCUCAAGAAGCAGAUGGAUACUCUUCGGAAGCUGCGGAGGGGAGAGGUCACUGAGCAGCAGCUGACCAAGGUCCAGGAAAGACUGCAGGCCUUAGAGGAGGAGCGUGUGGAGGAGUCCCUGGAGCACCUUGGAGGGGGAGAUAGCUUCCUGGAGCUCGAAGACGUGGAGCCCAUGGAGUCCUUGGAGGAAGCUCCAGAGCCAGAAGUCAUCCCUCCACUGAGCUACGAGGAGUUGGUCCAGAGAAAUGUGGAAUUAUUUAUUGCCAACUCUCAGAAGUAUGUUCAUGAGACUGAGCUGUCUCAGCGUAUCCGUGACUGGGAGGAUACCAUUGGCCCCCUACUCCAGGAACAGGAGGAGCAUGUUCCAUUUGACAUCCAUAAUUACGGGGACCAAGUGGUAGCCAGCUUUAAGCAGCUCAAUGAGUGGUGUCCCUUUGCUGAGCUGGUGGCUGGCAAGCCGGCCUUUGAGGUGUGCCGCUCUAUGCUGGCCUCCUUGCAGCUGGCCAAUGACUACACCGUGGAGAUCGCCCAGAAGCCUGGCCUCGAAGAGGCUGUGGACACCAUGUCCCUAAGACUCCUGAGCCGUCAGAGAGCCAAUGAACGCUUCCAGACGUACACAGCCCCCUCUAUGGUCCUGCCCUGAUAGUGUGUGAGCCCCCCUACUUGUUGGGCUGCAGCCAGCAGUGAUAUUUUUCCAUGUUUUGCCCAAAGUUUGGCCAGACUACCUUCUUUGGUACCUAGAUGAUUGGGGGGGAGGGGGGAGACAUGGGAGCCUCCCUACCCCUAGAGACUGGGUGGCUGCAUUUAGCCAGAGCCUAAGGCCGUG
Messenger RNA from Gracilinanus agilis (Agile Gracile Mouse Opossum), 2076 nucleotides. RefSeq names its product non-SMC condensin II complex subunit H2 (gene NCAPH2). The record is from RefSeq and is a predicted model, not a curated record. Gene Ontology annotation, cellular component: nucleus; condensin complex. Gene Ontology annotation, biological process: mitotic sister chromatid separation; meiotic chromosome condensation. NCBI's taxonomy places the organism in Eukaryota, Metazoa, Chordata, Mammalia, Didelphimorphia, Didelphidae. Gene Ontology annotation, molecular function: chromatin binding. The coding region runs from base 76 to 1893 and encodes 605 amino acids. The transcript has 20 exons.